Molecule: messenger RNA, 5905 nt
Organism: Oncorhynchus gorbuscha (pink salmon)
Lineage: Eukaryota; Metazoa; Chordata; Actinopteri; Salmoniformes; Salmonidae
Product: secretory phospholipase A2 receptor-like
Exons: 28
Coding region: 1-4302 (1433 amino acids)
Cellular component (GO): plasma membrane; signaling receptor complex
Molecular function (GO): signaling receptor activity
Source: RefSeq, a predicted model, not a curated record
AUGGAGAGUACCCAGUUGAAGCGCUGCAUCUCCUCUAACCUGGUCCUGGAGAGCUGUGAGAGGCCCACCCGCCGUAUGCUGUGGAAAUCAGCGACUCCACCCAGCCCCUGGGCACCUUUCGCGUGUGACUCACCCCUCCGGACCCUGUGGUGGAGGUGCAAUGGGAAUACGUUUUACGGGGCGUCCCAGCUGAAGCUGUCCGUGGCUGGACGCCUGGUGGUGGUCAAGAGGGCCAGUUAUCAUCAGUGGCGGAGGUACUCAACACCGGGAGAGGGGCCAUGUGCCCAUCCUUAUGAGGAGAUCCACACACUGUUGGGUAAUGCCCACGGCAUGCCCUGUGCCCUGCCGUUCAUAUACAACAACAAGUGGUACUCGGAGCGCACGGCAGAGGGGCGCGAGGACCACCAUCGCUGGUGUGCCACCACCAGUCGAUACGACCAGGAUGAGAAAUGGGGCUUCUGUCCCAGUCAAGAGUUGAGCUGCGAUACGCUCUGGGACUCGAACCAGGAGAGCCGUGCGUGUUACCAGUUCAACCUGUACACCAUCCUGACGUGGAGCCAGGCCCACUCCUCCUGCCUGGCCCAGGGAGGAAGUCUACUCAGCAUCACUGACCUCACUGAACAGAUGUACAUCAGAGAGCGGUUGGCUGACGUGGGGGUGAUGGUGUGGAUUGGACUUAACCAUCUGAGUGAGAGAACAGGGUGGAGGUGGUCUGAUGGAUCUCCUCUAUCCUUAGUCAACUUCACCUCAGACCUAUCCUCCAGCCCACUGCAGGACAACAGACUUUGUGGAGUGUAUAACUCUGGGGGGCACCAGUGGCAGAGUCUGUCCUGUGAGUCUGCUCUACCCUACAUCUGUAAGAAGACCCCCAAUGACACCAGGAGAGCUGAGCCUCUUGAUAACUGGCGGUACUACCGCACGGUGUGUUCCGAGGGCUGGCUGGCCCACAACCGUUACUGCUACAAAGCCCUGGCAGAGGCUGAGGCAGGGAGCUGGGAGGACUCCUCCGCUGCCUGUAACUCCGUAGGGGCCAACCUCACCAGCCUACACUCGCUGUCUGAGGUAGAGCUGCUGCUGGGCCUGCUGGCUAACGUCUCAGGGUCUGGCUCAGAGGUGUGGAUCGGCCUGAUAAAGAAGCUAUCGUCUUCAGCUGUAGAGUGGUCAGACGGCUCCCCAGUCGACCUCACUCUCUGGCACGUGCAUCAUCCUACCCAUAGCAACAGUCAGCUCUGUGCCAAGACUGGCGUGAAGGAGGGGAACUGGCUGUUGGCACCAUGCGAUGAGAAGCUCCCUGCAGUGUGUAGGAGAGCAGGACUUCUGCCCCUACACCCCACUGGAGCAGGGGACGAGGGCUGUCCUGAGGAUUGGAAGCGGAAGGGCCACUCUUGCUACAUGGUGACGAGCCACGAGCAGAGCUAUGAAGACGCUGUCAAGGGUUACUACUGCAAGGCUCCUCUGGUCACAGUGGAAAACAGGUUUGAGCAGGCCUUUCUGAACAGCCUGGUAAAUGAGAUGGGAACCAACGGUAGUGUAUAUUACUGGACGGCCCUACAGGACCAGGAUAGCCAAGGAGAGUACAGCUGGCUGGGGGGACACAACGGAUCCACCCUACCCCUGCUCUAUACAAACUGGAACAGGCAUCAGCCAGUCAGUGCAGGUGGCUGUGUGGCUAUGACAGGCGGCCAGGCCUUGGGUCACUGGGAAGUGAAGGACUGCAAAUCCCAGAAGGCCUUGUCAGUUUGUAAACAGAGCAUCAGUGGUUACCAGGAGGUCCUGUUCCCCACAGUCCAUAUUGACGCUUACGCCCCCUGUCCUCCAGGCUGGGAAUCACACUCCGACCUGCUCCACUGUUACAAGGUCAUCUGCCUUUCCUUCUCUUCUCCCCUCUCCAUUCUAUCUCUUCUCCUAUUUCUAUUUCCUCAAUUUCUCGUGUCUUCCUCAGUUAUUAACUUGUUGCGAAAAGCAAUGCUUAUGCUACCACUUGAGAAGGUCCUGAUGAAGCGGUCGUGGGAAGACGCUGACUUCUUCUGCCAGGCUCUAGGAGCUCAGCUGGCCAGCAUCCACCACUACAAGGAGCAGGUCUUUGUCAAAGGACUCCUCCACUCCAUGUUUGAUGGGCUAUCAGCAGGAUCUUGGCAGUGGUCUGACGGCGCCCCCGUGGUGUCCUCCUUCAUAGAGGAUAAGAACGAGGAGGAUGACAGACGUAGCUGUGCCGUGUACAGCGACCUGACCAACGCCCUCCUGCCACAGCCCUGCGACAGCAAGCACGAGUGGAUCUGCAAAGUUCCCAGAGGCAUGGAGCUGAACAAACCCUACUGGUAUAAUGACCAGAACGAGCCCUGGGUGUUCUACAGAGGAGCAGAGUAUCUGCUGGCCAAGCAGCCUUUUCCCUGGGAGGGUGUUAACCUGGCCUGUAUGAUGAUGGGCGCCCACUUGCUGUCUGUCCACUCUAAAGAGGAGCUCCGAUUCAUCAGAGAGCGCAUGGGGAAGCUCUCUCUGGGGUCGACUGACUGGUGGAUAGGGCUGUCCACAGACCCCGUGAGGGAAAAGUUCAGUUGGAGUGAUGAGUCCGCUGUGGAUUAUCAGAAUUGGGCAGAAGGAAGCUCCCAUGAUGCCCCAGUGAAACAUAAACAGUGUGUGACCAUGUCCUCUAUCUCAGGUCAGUGGUCGGCGGGUGAGUGUGGCGGUCUCCAUGCUCACAUAUGUAAGCGCCGGACCGUGUCCGUGGUGGAGAUUCCCAGAGAGCCUCACUACAUCGGAGGCUGUCCAGAGAGAUGGCUCUACUUCGGACACAAGUGUUUCCUGCUGCACCUUCCCAACAGUGCUGAGGAGGGGAAGAGCUGGAGAGAUGCCCGGUCUAUCUGCUCCUCUUUCCAAGGCACGCUGGUCGCCAUCGAAGACGAGAUCGAGCAAGCGUACAUCACCAUGCUGCUCCAGGGCGGGACAGUGGGCAUUUGGAUUGGUCUACGGGAUGAGGACACCAUGAAAUGGACCAAUGGGAAACCUGUCAGCUACACCAACUGGUCCCCUGUAGAACCCAAGAACCCUCUGACGAAUGAGUGGCUGAGCGGGCCCCUGGGCGGGGACGAUCCUCUGUGCACGGUGCUCUCCAACAACCACAACUUCCACCUGACAGGGAAGUGGUUCGACGAGAAGUGCACAGAAAGUGGAUACGGCUUUGUCUGUCAGAGACCCCAAGACGCAGCUAAACCCCCAUCCCACUCCUACCUCCACCCUCUCCCUGACAAUAUUGAGUACAAGAACCGCAGAUACAGGGUUGUCCGUGGCAACAUGAGCUGGUACGAGGCGCUGCAUAUGUGCUUAGAGUCUGAGUCUGAGCUGGUGAGCGUUACCGACCCCUUCCACCAGGCUUUCCUUACUGUCCUUGUCAAUAGAUUGGCAUUCCCCCACUGGAUUGGACUGUAUAGUCAAGACGAUGGGAUCAACUACCAGUGGUCUGACGGCAGUGACACGGUCUUCACCCACUGGGUUGCGGCCGAUGAUGAUGAUUUCAUCCUGGGGGACUGUGUGUACAUGGACGUCACCGGGGGCUGGAGGAGGGCCGACUGUGAGAUGCCGCUCCAGGGAGCCCUGUGCCAUGUCCCACCACCUAAGAGUAAUGCGUUCACCAGCUACGAGGUUGUGUGUCCAUCGACGUGGGUGAGGUUUGGCGCCAGCUGCUACAGCUUUGAGCCCGUGGUCCAGAGACUGACCCUGGAGGAGGCCGGAGAGCACUGCAAGCACAAAGCGAACACGUCAGAGGUCCUGACCAUACAGACAGAGACGGAAAACAGGUUUGUCCUGGAGCAGCUGUGGUCGUAUGGCUUCCCACAUCAAGCCGUCUGGCUGGGGAUGUUCUUCAACACUGACGCGGGCUUCAUGGGAUGGUUCGAUGGUUCUCCUAUGGACUACUCCAACUGGAACGUCAAGGCCCCAGACCCCAGCCUGCUGACAGCAGACACCUGUGUGUCCACCAGGGUGUCUGAUGGGAUGUGGCUCCUCUCUCAGUGCACCGACAGACUGGGCUUUGUCUGCAAAACUAACUCAGAUACGAUCCCUGAGGUAGAAGUGGAGCCACUAAAUGGGUUGCACCACAGUGUCGUCCCAGCCGCGGUCCUGGUGGCCAUGCUGAUCUUCGCCGUGCUGGUGGCGGUGCUCUGGCUCGUCUACAAGAGGAACAGGACGCACUUCCACAGACUGCCGUCCCUGGGAAACGCGUACUACAGACAUACUAGUUCCCAGGCCACAGACUUUGAUGGAAACGUUCUCAUCGCAGAUCUGGAAGCUCACUCUGGAGAAUAGGGCGGUGUCCGAAAUGGCACUCUUUCCCCUAUUAGGUGCACUGCUUUGGUCAAAAGUAGUGCACUAUAUAGGGAAUACGGUGCUUUUUCCAGAUGCGCUAUAGGACUUAUUGGAGACAGAAAAAUGGUGGUGUUCUCUAAAGUUGGGUAAAGCAUGGGAAUGGGCUGAACUCUGUAUGACUGCGAAGAAUGGUAUGCCUCUGUUUGGGUCUGACAUGGACCACAGCAAGGGAACUUAGAGCAGGAUGUCAGAGCCCAAUUAGCUUUAUCCACUUGAAUCCACAGGAGGCUGCUGAGGGGAGGACGGCUCAUAAUAAUGUGCUGGAACAGAGCAAAUGGAAUGGCAUCAGAACGUGGAAACCAUGGAAACCAUGUGUUUGAUGUAUUUGAUACCAGUCAUUACCACGAGUCCGUUCUCCCCAGUUAAGGUGCCACCAACCUCCUGUGCUUUAUACAAGUAGUUGAUGAAUCAGGGACCAAUCGUGUGGCUGAGAGUGAGGGAGUGCAUCUUCGUGUGAUGUAAGUUUCGUCUUAAAGAGGACUAGAGCUGUUAUCCCAAGUACUUUGGCAUUCUAAUGUAGGCAUUUGAAAAUCGAUCGAUAUUCUUUGCACUGUAAGGUUGUUUUGUUAUUAUGGUACAAUGCCAACUGCUCCCACUAAUGCUGGUACCCACUAUAUUUGUGAGUACAAGUCUCUCACACAGUGAAGACCUAGUUUUCUGUAAUGCCUUGUACAGGACCCAAAACAAUUUUCUUCUUUGUUUACGAUAACAAUGGCCGUGAUUCAGUUGUGCUUUACAGCAAAGACAAAGUCAUGAUUUUUGCAAUACAUUCUGUAGUCACCUUAUAUGUAUUUUAUUCAUGAACAGAAAUAAGACCCCAAAUCAAUUCAAUCAAGUUAUUUUUUUGAAAUCUAACUUGUCAUUAAAGUACAGGGUUUCUUUGUUCCCACUUUAUUGCACCAAAGUCCAUCAAUGCAACACGGGAAAGAUUAUGUUUUAGUUUUUCAUGUUUGUUGUUGUUGUUUAUUGCGUAUUUUCCUACACACAGAACACACACACUCACACCCUCACGGUAUUUUUCAAACCUAGUUGAUAAGUCACAUGCAAUGAUAUUCAUAAGAGGAAGUGAAGAAAAAAUAAAGAGAAAAUGCCGGCAUUUAUUUCCGUUUUUUUAUUUAUCAUUACGAGAACAAUAUUUUGUCAUUCACUUCCAUUUUGUUCGUUUGGGUCCACGCGUCUGUCAAAAUGGAGGAGUACAGAAUGAAACAAAAGAUGAAACAAAAGAUGAAACAAAGUACUGUUAUGUAAAUGGUAGCUCUUUGAGAAAUAAGCCAGUAUUCUAAGUAGACUCGUGUGUGGGUUGUCUGUUACGAGGUACAGCCUUUGCUGUGUUACCUGUUGUUGUGUUUGUAUAUUGGGUACACAGAGUUAUUAGAUAUGAAAUAUGUUGACCUAUGGGUUUUCUGUUGUGUGGAAAGAAAUGCAUGCAAGAGGAUAUCACGGAUGCUUGAACAUGUUUACUGUCUCUUGUUAUUUUUUAUGUUGAUAAUGUUCAUAACAAAUGCUCUGUGCCUUCAGUGUAAAUACAAUGAAGCUGUAUCCA